Molecule: messenger RNA, 885 nt
Organism: Eruca vesicaria subsp. sativa (arugula)
Lineage: Eukaryota; Viridiplantae; Streptophyta; Magnoliopsida; Brassicales; Brassicaceae
Source: the annotation of a GenBank genome assembly
AUGGGACUUCGUGAAGGACAUAUUGUAUACGGUUGUGCGCUCGUAGCAUUUGGCUUAUGGCACUUAUUCAACAACAUAAAACUCUUUUGUCUAUGUCCAAACACAUUCACUUCAUCUCCAUGGUUUCCAACAUCAAAGACCAGGUACUUAGAGCUCUACUUAAUCAUGUCAUAUUCAUCAGUUUUCAUGUCACUGGAGCUCUUCUUCGGACUAAUAACACACCAGCCCCGCAACUUCGAACAUUCUUCCAUCGCCAUGUCCUUAUUGGCCUAUGCUGUUUUAGCACUAGUGCUUGACCGAGCACGGCCUAGAGCGGCAGCUUCGGAGGGACUAACCCUCCUAGCUUUAGCGGCUGCCUUCACUCAGGAGCUAAUCCUCUUCCAUUUUCACUCAGCCGACCACAUGGGCGUUGAGGGACAAUACCAUCUCAUCUUCCAGCUCAUUAUCUUUGUUUCUCUCCUCACCACUCUCAUGGGUAUUGCCUUGCCCAAGAGUUUUUUGGUGAGCCUGGUGAGAUCUUCAAGCAUAGCUUUGCAAGGAGCAUGGUUGAUACUGAUAGGUUUCAUGCUUUACACACCGAGUUUGGUUCCUAAGGGAUGUUAUUUUCAAGAUAGAGAAAUUAGACGUACAAUGGUUAAGUGUUCAACCGAAGAAGCUCUCCAUAGAGCUAAAUCGUUGGCAACCCUCGAAUUCAGUUGGUUAUUCGUUAUAAACACAAUAUUUGUUGUGACACUAUAUUUGAAUGUUGAUCGGGUUUGCGGUGGAAACGUAGAGUACUCUAGCUUAACCACCAAUAAUCAAAGCGAACAAAAUGAUGAAGGGCAACAACUUCGAAGUGCAGUUGACUCAGAAAAUGAGUUUUGUUCAAAUGGUGAUAAAAUGUGA